Molecule: messenger RNA, 877 nt
Organism: Xiphophorus hellerii (green swordtail)
Lineage: Eukaryota; Metazoa; Chordata; Actinopteri; Cyprinodontiformes; Poeciliidae
Exons: 2
Coding region: 2-865 (287 amino acids)
Molecular function (GO): nucleic acid binding
Source: RefSeq, a predicted model, not a curated record
GAUGCGCCUAUUGGAUCCCAACGGGGUUGACCUGCGUGCACAAAAUCGCUUGAGACGACGCUUAUAUGUCAGUCGGGGACCAAACUAUGUCUGGCACAUCGAUGGGUAUGACAAAUUAAAGCCUUAUGGGAUAUGUAUUAAUGGAUGCAUAGAUGGCUUUUCGAGGAAAAUGAUCUGGCUAGAAGCUAAUAAGACUAAUAGUGACCCUCACAUUAUUGCUGGCUAUUUCAUUGAUGCUGUGAUGGAGUAUAAUGGAUUUCCACAAAAGAUACGAAUGGAUCAUGGCACAGAGAACACUUAUGUGGCAGCGAUGCAAAGAUUUCUGCACAACACCGAGAAUGAAAAUGGUUUUGAAUCUGUUAUUCUCGGUCCGAGUACAAGAAAUCAAAGGAUAGAGCGAUGGUGGUGCACUUUAAGAAGUGAAUGUGCCCAGUUUUGGAUGGACCAUUUCGACCAGCUGAAAGCCGAUGGCUAUUUUGUUGACAGCUUUCUGGACAAAUCACUGAUCCAGUUUUGCUUCCUACAAACAAUACAGGUGGAGCUGGAUCAAGUUGUCCAUACAUGGAAUGACCAUCGUAUACGAUCUACAAAUAAUCCUCGGGCUCCUCCUGGUCGUCCCACAUUAAUGCAUGGUGUUCCCAACCUGUAUGGGGUUCCAAACUUUUUACAGUCUGCUAAUCUAACAAAGCUGGAAAUAUGUAUAGAAGAAUGUCGUUUCAAGGACUUUCCCUGUGAUGUUGAUGUAUUUCACUUAUGCACUGAACUCAUGACUGAGCACAGACUGGUAAUGACAGAUGAUGUGUAUGAAAUUACUAAUCUUUAUGUAAGACUCCGUCAAAUGAUCAGUGACGGGCUGAGGGAAUAGUUUCUCUAAGUU